Messenger RNA from Lepus europaeus (European hare), 2664 nucleotides. It is a transcript of the gene CHST2, whose product is annotated as carbohydrate sulfotransferase 2. The coding region runs from base 1 to 1599 and encodes 532 amino acids. Gene Ontology annotation, biological process: carbohydrate metabolic process; N-acetylglucosamine metabolic process; sulfur compound metabolic process. The transcript has a single exon. Lineage: Eukaryota; Metazoa; Chordata; Mammalia; Lagomorpha; Leporidae. Gene Ontology annotation, molecular function: N-acetylglucosamine 6-O-sulfotransferase activity. The record is from RefSeq and is a predicted model, not a curated record. Gene Ontology annotation, cellular component: Golgi membrane.
AUGAGCCGUAGCCCGCCGCGAGCUCUGCCUCCGGGCGCGCUCCCCCGGCUGCUCCCGGCUGCGCCCGCCGCCGCGCCGCGCGCCCUGCUCCCGCCGUGGCCCCGGCGCCCGGGACGCCGCUGGCCCGCGUCCCCGCUCGGAAUGAAGGUGUUCCGCAGGAAGGCGCUGGUGCUGUGUGCGGGCUAUGCGCUGCUGCUGGUGCUCACCAUGCUCAACCUCCUGGACUACAAGUGGCACAAGGAGCCGCUGCAGCAGUGCAACCCGGACCGGCCGCUGGGGGCCGCGGCUGGGGCCUCCGGGGCCGGCUGGGGGCGCCCGGGGCCGCCUCCCGCCGCGCCACCCCGCGCUCACACCCGCUUGGACCCCCGCACCCCGCACCGCUCUCCCGCCGCCGCCGCCGUCGUUGGGGCUGCUCCCGCCGCGGGGGCAGGGGUGGCAGGGGCUGUGUCCCCUCCAGGCAAUGGCACUCGGGGUGCCGGGGGCGGAGGGACCAAGCGGCAGCUGGUGUACGUGUUUACCACGUGGCGUUCGGGCUCAUCUUUCUUCGGCGAGCUCUUCAACCAGAACCCCGAGGUGUUCUUCCUCUACGAACCCGUGUGGCACGUGUGGCAAAAACUGUACCCGGGGGACGCCGUUUCCCUGCAGGGGGCAGCGCGGGACAUGUUGAGCGCUCUCUACCGCUGCGACCUCUCGGUCUUCCAGCUGUAUAGCCCCGCGGGCAGCGGGGGGCGCAACCUCACCACGCUGGGCAUCUUCGGUGCCGCCACCAACAAGGUGGUGUGCUCGUCGCCCCUCUGCCCCGCCUACCGCAAGGAGAUCGUGGGGCUAGUGGACGACCGCGUGUGCAAGAAGUGUCCGCCGCAGCGCCUGGCGCGCUUCGAGGAGGAGUGCCGCAAGUACCGCACGCUGGUCAUCAAGGGCGUGCGCGUCUUCGACGUGGCCGUGUUGGCACCGCUGUUGCGAGACCCUGCCCUGGACCUCAAGGUCAUCCACCUGGUGCGUGACCCCCGGGCAGUGGCCAGCUCACGCAUCCGCUCACGCCACGGCCUCAUCCGUGAGAGCCUGCAGGUGGUGCGCAGCCGGGACCCGCGAGCCCACCGCGUGCCCUUCCUGGAGGCUGCGGGCCAUAAGCUGGGCGCCAAGAAGGAGGGCAUGGGCGGCCCGGCCGACUACCACGCGCUGGGCGCCAUGGAAGUCAUCUGCAAUAGCAUGGCCAAGACGCUGCAGACCGCCCUGCAGCCCCCCGACUGGCUGCAGGGCCACUACCUGGUGGUGCGGUACGAGGACCUAGUGGGGGACCCGGUCAAGACCCUGCGGAGAGUGUACGACUUUGUGGGGCUGCUGGUGAGCCCCGAGAUGGAGCAGUUCGCCCUGAACAUGACCAGUGGCUCUGGCUCCUCGUCCAAGCCUUUCGUGGUGUCUGCCCGCAACGCCACGCAGGCCGCCAACGCCUGGCGGACCGCCCUCACCUUCCAGCAGAUCAAACAGGUGGAGGAGUUUUGCUACCAGCCCAUGGCCGUGCUGGGCUAUGAGCGGGUCAACAGCCCCGAGGAGGUCAAGGACCUCAGCAAGACCCUGCUUCGGAAGCCGCGGCUCUGAGAGCGGUUCCCGGGAGAGCAGACGCCUGCUUGGAGGAUCGUGGUGUGGUGUUGACAUUUAAAACACAGCCCUGACCCAAACUGAGGACGCCCGCGUAUUCUAUCAUAGAUAUAUAAUAUAAAUAACCGCGCGGGCCCUUGCUGUCCCUGUUUUGAGUCAGUUCAAGGAAUAGCUGCGGCGCACACACACACACACACGCAAAAAAGAUGAGACUUGGAAGUUCUGACCAGCUGCCCCUCCCCUCUCAGUCCCUCCCUUUUUGUCCCAUCUCAUGCCCUCUUCCCCACCUGCUGUCCGUUUUCAAGUGGAAUGUUGAAGACCUCAAAGUCCAGUAACCCAAACCUUGUUGACACAGUUUUCGUGGUCUCUGUGAAUGUGUGAGAGUCAUGGGGCUGUGGGGGUGGGACGGGGUAGAGAAAGAGGAAGCGGUCCAGGAUCGAAAGCUCCGUUGGGCAUGACAAACCAAGGAGGCGUUCUUCUGCAGUAGACUUUUGUGUAGAGCCCAGAGGUUACCUGUGAGUAUUAAUAAAGGAGCUAAUAAAUAAUAUUGUUUUUUAAUAUUUGCCUCCAUUCCUUUGGAUCUGCCUGCAUCACUGGUCCCAUGUAGCUUCGGGGAGAGCCGGCUUCCCCUUCCCCACCCUCUUUCUUCCAGUCUGUUUCCUGGGGAACAGCUAAACUAGGUUGGGAACAGUUUCCGACUCCUUGAUGAUAACCUGGGUGUUGUUUUCUCACGUGUAAAUCACAGGCUGUCAGGUGCCCAGGAAUGGGAACAAAUCUGCAGAUUCUAAAGGCAAAAGCCCAGCAGGGCAGUGCAAGAACAAGCCCACAUUACUUUCCUAUUCAGCUCUUGAGUACAGACAGGAAGAAGCAGCCGCUUGAGGAUUUGAACGCAUUCGGUUUUGAUUACCUUUGCGUUGAGACAGGGAACCGUGAAGCAGAGACUGAUGUUUUGGUCCUUAGGUUGACGGGGAAGAGGGUUUCUUUUUAACAGAAGUAUGUAAUGUAGGAAAGUUCCAAUGAGGAGAGCGCAAACCUCAAAACUGAGUGUGGACGUACUGUUGAGCA